AUGGCAACCGAAAAAAAUCGAAUGGACUCUCCGAAAAGUGCAUUAUCUAUUCAACCAACACCAUUUAGUAUCGAACAUAUUCUCAGCAGUUCAACCAACCACGUGGGACAGCUAGAAAUUCGUCCCAUCAUUCUUCAAGAAUCUUAUGGAGAACAUGAAAAUAAUUAUAAUCGUGGUGGUGAAACUGUUAUUGAAAUUGAUGGUCAAUUAUCAAGUAGUAGUGGAAUAUCUUUUUUGAAAAGAACAACUUCUCCGGAUAACCGGACAAGUGUAGUUCGUGAGUUGAAUAUCUUGAGAAGAAAUCUAGUCCAGACAAAUUUGUCAAAUUACAAUAAUUUACCGUCAAUUACAAAAGCCAGUUUUCAAAAUCUUGAUCAACUGGAUAACAUUGCUAAUUAUCGUAAAUUUAAAGAUUCACGAGAAUCAUCAUUAAAUCAUCGUCAGCAAGACGAAGCUUUGGAUAUGAGUAAAACAAAAUAUCUUGAUGAAAUAGAGGAUGAUAUGUAUGAUAAUCAAUCGCACGGGCAAUUACUUCAGAACAGAAAAAAACGUAGUAGAGCAGCUUUUUCACAUGCUCAAGUGUAUGAGCUCGAGAGACGAUUUGCAGCUCAAAAAUAUCUAUCAGGGCCAGAAAGAGCUGAUCUUGCACGUGGACUAAAAUUAACUGAAACUCAAGUCAAAAUUUGGUUUCAAAACCGAAGAUACAAAACUAAGAGGCGACAGCAACAAGAAUUGGGUGCGAUAGUUAAUUCCAGUGCCGCAAGACGAGUAGCCGUGAGAGUAUUGGUUCAUCCAGAUGAGCAAUUGAGAGGAUUACCAUCUCUACGUACUUCAAAUUUACAACUUCCUGGGCAAAUUUCAUGCUCACCACAGAUUCACCCAUCAAACAAACCGUUCAACACGUUCCCUUACUACUGCCUACCCUAUCAUCCGCUUCUCUGUCCUUCACUUCACACAACUCCUCCCCAUUUACAGGUGCAAACUAGUAUACCCCCCGAGAUUGAUCAUCAACUACCCCGUGAAACUCAACUAUCUAAAAUUAUCCAUGAUAACAAUGAUAAAUAA
Microplitis demolitor is the source of this 1065-nucleotide messenger RNA. RefSeq names its product homeobox protein DTH-1. Gene Ontology annotation, cellular component: nucleus. NCBI's taxonomy places the organism in Eukaryota, Metazoa, Arthropoda, Insecta, Hymenoptera, Braconidae. The record is from RefSeq and is a predicted model, not a curated record. The transcript is spliced from 4 exons. The coding region runs from base 1 to 1065 and encodes 354 amino acids. Gene Ontology annotation, biological process: cell differentiation; regulation of transcription by RNA polymerase II. Gene Ontology annotation, molecular function: DNA-binding transcription factor activity, RNA polymerase II-specific; RNA polymerase II cis-regulatory region sequence-specific DNA binding.